AGCAGCCGCCAUUUUGCUCCGAGCGGAAGGAGGAAGAGCAGGAGGAAAACAUUCAACUCUUCCAGCACGAACCCGUCCUUUCUGCCAUGGAGGUCCCGGGACCGGACAGCGACUGGAGGAGUCCGCAGUUCCGGCAGAAAGUCGUCGCUCAGAUCGAGGAGGCGAUGAGGAAGGCAGGAACUGCACACACUAAGUCGAGCAACGACAUGGAAAACCAUGUUUAUGUCAAAGCCAAAUCCAGAGAGGAGUAUUUGUCUCUGGUGGCGAGGCUCAUCAUUCACUUUAGAGACAUCCAUAAGAAGACGCACGGAGGUCCAGAUCCCAUGAACGCCCUGACUAACCUGACUGGGGUCGGGGGGGGGCCCGGCGUCAUGGGGAUGGGGCCUCGGCCCUCCACCGCUCCGGUGGUGGGGAUGGGUUCCAUGGGGCCGAUGCAGAUCAGCCAGCAUCCCAUGGCGGGGGUGGCCGGAAACCCGCAAGCUAUCGGGGCUCCGGGACAGAUGCCGAUGCAGCAGAUGGUGCCGCAGUUCCAACAGUUCCAGCAGCAGAACAGCAUGCAGCAGCAGCAGCAGUUCCAGGUGCAGCAGCAGCUGAGGAUGCAGCAGCAGCAACAGCAGCAGCAACAGCAGCAGCAGCAACAACAACAACAACAACAACAACAACAGCAACAGCAGCAACACCACCAGAACCAGCAACUUCAGCAGCAGCACCAGAACCAGCAGGCACAGAACCAGCAGCAGCAGAACCAAAUGCACCAGAACAGGAUUCAGCAGCAGCAGCAGCAGCAGAUGCUGCAGCUCCAGCAGCAGCAGCUCCAGCAGCAGCAGCUCCAGCAGCAGCAUGCCCAGGCCCAGGCCCAGGCCCAGGCCCAGGCCCAAGCCCAUGCCCAUGCUCAAGCUCAAGCUCAAGCCCAAGCCCAGGCUCAAGCCCAGGCUCAAGCCCAGGCUCAAGCCCAGGCUCAAGCCCAAGCUCAAGCCCAAGCUCAAGCUCAAGCCCAAGCUCAAUCCAUCCAUCUCAUGGUGCAGCAGCAGCAGCAGCAGCAGCAGCCGCCGGGUCAGCACAACUUGCUCAAUCAGCAACUGAAGAUCCAGGCCUUGCAGCAGGCCCGUGCAACGUUGCAGCAAGCUGCAACUCAGGCGCAGCACAACGCCACAGCAGGCGCUCCAGGGCAGUUGGUCCGUCCUGUGAUGCAGAUUCCAACCCGGAUGCCUCAGAACCCCCCCACCCCCGCCGUAGGAGGACAGCCAACACAGCAGACCCAACAGCAGCCGGUGAUGUCAUCGCCUUCACCUGGGCAGGUGCAAACCCCGCUGUCGAUGCCUCCCCCCCCUCAGCCGUCACCCCAGCCCCCCCCCUCACAGCCCAACUCAGCCAGCUCCGGUCCCACUCCGUCCCCGGGGGGGUUUCAGCCCAGUCCGUCCCCUCAGCCCUCACAGAGCCCCGCCACCGCCAGGACCCCCCUCAACUACGGCGUGCCCUCACCUGGACCGCUCAACACCCCAGGGAACCCCGGCUCUGUGAUGAGUCCACCUGGAUCCACGUCUCUGGAGGACCAGCAGUACAUGGAGAAGCUCAAACAGCUGUCUAAAUACAUUGAACCUCUGCGCAGGAUGAUCAAUAAGAUCGACAAGAACGAAGACAGGAAGAAGGACCUGAGUAAGAUGAAGAGUCUGUUGAACAUCCUGACGGAUCCAAACACCAGGUGUCCCCUGAAGACGCUGCAGAAGUGUGAGAUCGCUCUGGAGAAGCUGAAGAACGACAUGGCCGUGCCCACCCCCCCGCCCCCCCAGCUGCCCAACAAGCAGCAGUACCUGUGCCAACCGCUGCUGGACGCCGUCAUGGCCAACAUCCGCUCGCCCGUCUUCAACCACUCGCUGUACCGCACCUUCGCCCCCGCCAUGACCGCCAUCCACGGACCCCCCAUCACGGGGCCCAACUUCUCCGGGAGGAAGAGGAAGCACGAGGAAGACGAGCGUCAGUCGAUCCCAAACAUCCUUCAGGGAGAAGUCGCUCGGCUCGACGUCAAGUUCCUGGUGAACCUGGACCCGUCCUACUGCAGCAACAACGGGACCGUGCACCUGGUCUGCAAGCUGGAUGAUAAGAACCUCCCCAGUGUUCCUCCUCUGCAGCUCAGCGUACCAGCAGAUUACCCGGAUCAGAGUCCUUACUGGGCCGACGAGGGGGACCAGUACGGUGCCAACGGCUUCCUGCAGACGGUCCACAGAAACAUGACGUCCAAACUCCUGCAGCUCCCCGACAAACACUCUGUGACGGAGGUUCUGAACACCUGGGCCCAGAGCGUCCGCCAGGCCUGUCUGUCUGCCGCCUGAAGCCCCGCCCCCAGGCCUGCCUGAAGCCCCGCCCCCGUCAACGCCACGGCGUCGUUCCUUAGUCCCUGAAGGCCCCAUGUUUCUAGCAGCUUGUACAUAAAAUGAACUCUUCCAAACAGGAAACGGUGCUCGUCUGUCCCGAUAUAUAUUCUGCCCCUGAAUGCAACGUGUGGUCUACUUGGUACCAGUUCAUUUCCACAGAAGAAACUAACUUUGCUUCUGCUAUCGUAAUAAACUUCAGUUCAAAUUU
This is a messenger RNA of Pungitius pungitius (ninespine stickleback), 2580 nucleotides long. It is a transcript of the gene med15, whose product is annotated as mediator complex subunit 15. NCBI's taxonomy places the organism in Eukaryota, Metazoa, Chordata, Actinopteri, Perciformes, Gasterosteidae. Gene Ontology annotation, biological process: regulation of DNA-templated transcription. The transcript is spliced from 18 exons. Gene Ontology annotation, molecular function: transcription coregulator activity. The record is from RefSeq and is a predicted model, not a curated record. The coding region runs from base 87 to 2330 and encodes 747 amino acids.